GGCUUGCUGUGUGUUCCCAGUGUGUCUUAAUACUUUUGGCAUCAGAAUGAAUGUUAAUAUAUUCAAAUAAGUCAACAGUUAAGAUGGAGGAAAACCAGUUUACAUCAUUGACGGUUCCUACGGAUUAUUUUCAGCAGUGGUACCAGUCCAGCCAGCAGCACCCUGAGGCGCAACAUGUGCUGCCAUAUCACAACGUGGGCCGUUACACAGAAGGUCCCAUAGAGGAGCCUGUCAUGACGGAGCUAUCUGUCCAUCGGGAUCCACCUCUUUACCAGGAAAGUUUUUACCAGAGCUACCCUCCAGCCUCAAAUCACUACCAGGAGCAGACCUACCAGCAGAAUGUCAGGGAGCAGCAGCAGCAGCAGCAGCAGCAUUAUAGUGCCACCCUGCACCACUCUCAGCAUCAACAUACAAUACAGCAGCAGGAAGCGAGCAUUCAGCACCAGCUUCAGCCUGCUGCUCCACCUCAAGUUGUGACACCGGUGAAGAAGAAAAGAGGCCGCCCUCCUAAACAGCAGGCGGAGGAUGGUGAGACGCAGGAGGAGGAGGAUGAGAUUGAGGCUGCUAAAAAAGCCAAGAGGGCUCUCAACCGCUUCAAUGGCAUGUCGGUGGCUGAAGUCAUGGCCAAAACCCUGCCAGAUGUUAUUACCUACAAUCUUGACAUCUUGAUAAUUGGAAUUAACCCAGGACUAUUGUCAGCCUUCAAAGGACACCAUUACCCAAACCCAGGAAACCAUUUCUGGAAAUGUCUGUUUUUGUCUGGUCUAACUGAUGAGCAGCUAAACUACAUGCACGACCAGAGCCUGCCAGAGAAGUACAGCAUCGGCUUCACCAACAUGGUAGAAAGGACCACACCUGGCAGCAAGGACCUCUCCAGUAAGGAGAUUCGUGAAGGAGGGCGUCAAUUACUUGACAAGCUGCAGAAAUACAAGCCAUUAAUAGCAGCUUUUAAUGGAAAAGGUAUUUAUGAAAUCUUUUGCAAAGAAACCUUUGGUGUGAAGGCCAAGAACCUCGAGUUUGGUCUACAGCCCUACAAAAUCCCAGAAACUGAAACGGUGUGCUACUUAAUGCCAUCAUCAAGCCCCCGCUGUGCCCAGUUUCCCCGUGCUCAAGAUAAAGUACAUUUCUACAUCAAGCUGAAGGAACUGCGAGACCAGAUGAAAGGCAUGGCACCCGGCCAUGAGGUGGUGGAGACACAGUACUCUUUCGACCUGCAGCUGGCUAAAGAGGAUGCAAAGAGGAUUGCAAUCAAAGAGGAGCAGGUGGAUCCAGAAUACGACAGUUAUAGUGGGCUGCAUGAUGACGUGAGGCAAAGCAGCAACUUCUCCAACUAAAAGGGACUAAGGAGAAGAGAAAAAGAGGCCUGUCAGCUGUAGCACUCAGAAAUGGACAUCCAAGGCCAGUCAGCCGUCAACAUGGCGUAGAACCCCUGCAGCUGGUGGUGUUUGCUCAACACAUACCAAAUAUCAGCUGACGUAGUAGCAAGAUAAAUCAGUGAGGAUAAGAAACGACACCACAGCAGAAGAGGGGCCGUGCUGUUCCUGAGGCAACGCAGUUUGACGCACAAGAGAGAAAGUCCCCAAAACAGUUUUGUUCUUUGUCACUCAGCCUGUGCAUGUUUUUGGUGUUAUUUUUUUUUAUCAAUAUUUAUUCCUUUUUUUUGUAUGGUACGUGUUUCCAGUGACUUAUUUUGUAUUUUGAUAGAAUGGUAUUUUAUGAUUUGUAUGUUGUAUAAAUAGAUGAUUGUACUCUGAAUUUCUAAUCUGUAAGUACAGAGUUAAUAAAUCUCUUCUAAAGCUGA
Molecule: messenger RNA, 1801 nt
Organism: Amphiprion ocellaris (clown anemonefish)
Lineage: Eukaryota; Metazoa; Chordata; Actinopteri; Pomacentridae
Gene: tdg.2
Product: thymine DNA glycosylase, tandem duplicate 2
Exons: 10
Coding region: 51-1334 (427 amino acids)
Biological process (GO): base-excision repair, AP site formation
Cellular component (GO): nucleus
Molecular function (GO): mismatch base pair DNA N-glycosylase activity
Source: RefSeq, a predicted model, not a curated record